This is a messenger RNA of Suillus discolor, 2481 nucleotides long. RefSeq lists its product as uncharacterized. The coding region runs from base 1 to 2481 and encodes 826 amino acids. The record is from RefSeq and is a predicted model, not a curated record. NCBI's taxonomy places the organism in Eukaryota, Fungi, Basidiomycota, Agaricomycetes, Boletales, Suillaceae. The transcript is spliced from 5 exons.
AUGGCACCCGCAGAUCACAGCAAAACUGUAGACUUUGGAAUCAAGUUAGCGUCACUGAUGUCGGCUCCCCGUGUCAGUGACAUGCCUACAAUGGACAUCCUCACCGAUCUCGAGCUCAAUCAUUUAAUUGUAGAGGAAGAAGAACCAGCUGAUUCUACCCAGCCUCUUAGUUAUUUAUUGUCGCGGAUUUUCAGGACAUUUACUAUUGACGUCCCAGAUGUCACAGAGCUCCAGGUUCUGUUACAUAAAAUUCGUUAUCGUGAUACCAGACUUCAUGUUAAAUUUGCUCACCUUGAUGAACAGUCUUUGGUUCCACUGUAUGACGAAGACAGCUGCAGGUGGAACUGGGCACUUCCUAGGUCACAUCGUGAAUCUGGCAUUGAUCAGUUACCCGAACUCGAAGAGAUUGGAGAUGGAGAAGAGAAUAGCGGGGCGAACAAGGAGUUUGGGAGUGGGAGUAGUAGCCCAUCAGUUCAACAGCACACUCUGGAGGUCGAUGCCACCACUGAUGACACCAGCCAAAAAUCGCACACAUUGGAGGAUAUCUUCUCAUCGUUCUUCAAUGCUACAUGUGGUGCUGUUGUUCGGGAGAAUUCGCAGAACUCCACGCGCCCUGUAAAGGAUGACGAAAUGUCGCGGAAGCCUGACCUUGCGUUGUUGGACGAUGUAGAGGCUCGUUGGGAUACCAUCAAAGCCGUUUGCGAAUUGACGUCACAACCCUACACACCUUCAGGCACCAUUGGAAAAACACUCGACAGCAAGGCUUACCUUCUCUUGAGGCGCCAGCCUUGGAGGCAGUUUGUUUUACUUCUCUCCCUUACCAACGAGUACCGUGAACUACAAGUCCAUAUGUAUGACCAUGCAGGCGGUGUCAUGACGUCUCCCAACCAUAUCGACGAGGCUCCCAACCAUUACCUCCAUAUCUUAUCAAGCGUCGUCUUCGGUCACAUUGAAUGUAUAGGGUACGACCCCUCCAUCAAUAUCUUCACCAAGACACUUCGCCCUGCCCAGCUCGAAAACCCAAUUUUUCGCCCUUCUGGUAGACGACAAGUUACAUUAGAUCAAGUGCACGGCCCCCAGAUGGAUGGUGCAAACCAAAGCACUGCAUCAAAUGCACCAAAUAUGGUUAUUGACGCACCUGAGUCUGACUUGGAAAUGGACCCGGACACGAAUACGCUAAGGUCAGAGUUGGACUCAGAGAACAUUGUUAUGGACCCCCCACAGCUAGAAAUACCCAAAGACCCUCUUCGCCAACCCUUUUCAGAACUGAUCGGCAGGAUCACAGUUAACAAUCACGUAUAUGACAUCCUUGAACUUAUUUUCUCUAGUCAGGGACUUGUGGGUCAAGGCACUGUCUGUUAUCUAGCCAGGAGAGACGAAGAAGAAUACAUUAUCAAGGAUCAUUGGGUUCUUGGGCGUAAAGAUGCCGUGCUGAACAAAGUCAACAUGCUGCAGGAGAUGAAAGGGGUCCAUGGCGUGCCAGAACUGGUUGAGUAUUGGCUUGUUGAGAUCACACCCAGGGAAGUCGAUGAAACUGUGAAGUAUCGAUACAAGAUUUUCAAAAGCAUCAAAGGUACCUCUCGUACACAUCUACGUUUGGUUCUGAAGCCCCGCGCACGACCUUUACAUGCGUUGCGGACCAAAGUAGAGUUAGUAGGUGCCCUCCAAGACAUUGCCAAAAUUCAACAGACAGCGGUUGAGGAACGCGGAAUUCUUCACCGCGAUUGUAGUCUCAACAACACCAUGAUCUGGGAUGAUGGCAGCCAAAAAUAUGCUAUCGGCGGGACGGGUACAUUGCCGUUCAUGUCUCGUUCUCUUCUGUGGCAGCUUUCAGAGGCUGUUGGUGACCCAGCAACAUCUGUUCGCAGCUGGAAGGCGAAGCUUGCAAUGCAUUCCCUUGCAAUGCCCCCCCCUCUCGUACUACACCACUACCAUGACGAUCUCGAAUCCCUUUUCUACGUCUUCAUGUGCAUCUGCAUCAAAUACAGGGGACCCCUCGGUAUUAAACGUGAUCUUUCAGCUGAUAGGUGUCAAGACUGGCUACCACAUCAAUGGGCUGUCAACACGCUCAAAGAAGCCAGCGAUGUGAAGACCUCGUUCUUUUUCCACCCAAAUGUACACAAGCUUCAGCAACAAUUUCACCCCUACUUUGCCAGUCUACUCCCACUUGCAAAGCAAUGGUAUGAUUUGAUCAGGAACAAAGGUCCAUCAAGUAUGGUAACUUUCCAGGAGGUCAUUAAUCUGUUGGAAACGCAUCUCGACAUGCUUCCGAAGAACGAACCUUCCCCUGAACUACUGUUUGCAAGGAGAGUUAUUGCAGCACUCCCGCAAAAGAGAAAUGCGAGUGAAUUGGAGGGUGAUAAUUGGGGUAAUUCGGAUCUAACAGUCGAUGAACGUAAUGUAAUAAAAACAAAAGGUCGGAUGGGCUGGACGAUGGAAGUCACGCCCCAGCUCACUGGCAAGCGGAGUAGAACUACAUGA